Messenger RNA from Medioppia subpectinata, 570 nucleotides. Lineage: Eukaryota; Metazoa; Arthropoda; Arachnida; Sarcoptiformes; Oppiidae. The record is from the annotation of a GenBank genome assembly.
GAUUAGUGUCCGAUUAAUAUCUAAUUUAAUAAAAAUAGUUUUAAAAUGAGUUAUAUUUUAUAUUUGCAGCUAAUUUUCGCAGUUUGUGUUAAUUGUUAUUUAUUGAAACCACAGUUUGAUGGGAAAGAUGUGACAACCGAUGUCUUUCAAUUGGAUUGCCUCCAAACUCACAACUAUUAUCGGGAAAAGCACUGCUCUUCGCCUCUCAAAUACAGCCCAAAACUCAAAUUGUUUGCUCUUAAAAGAGCGACUCUAUUGCUAUCGAAUGUGGGCACUAAAGCCGCUUCAUUCAAGAACUCAGCCAUCGGUGAGAAUACAUUUAUCAUGAGAUACGAUAACUCGACUCCGAUUGACUGCAAACAAGUCGUCCAAAUGUGGUAUAAAGUGAAAAUCAAUUACAAUUGGAAACAACAGACAAAAGCGAGGCCUUCGUCGAGACAUUUCGUACAACUGGUUUGGAACUCAACCCAAAGGAUUGGCUGCGCGACUGUCUAUAGUCCACACAUCCGAUUCGUGUCCAUUGUGUGCGCCUAUCAUAAUGUGGUGCCAAUCGGGCGAAACAUAUCGGAC